AUGCUAGAGGAACUGGACCAAGGCUUUCAUUCCACUGAUGGAUCACGUUCAUUUCGAGCGUCGUUUGGCAGCUCAGAGAAAUUCAUCCCCAGCCCUCACAGAGAGUUGGAAGGCUGGCCCUGCCCCAAGGACACCUCAGCAAAUCUGCUACCCAGCUCCAGUGGCGGGCAGCCAGGCAUCUGCUCCCUUGGCCUCGGUCGUGCAGCUGUGACUGACAGGCAGCAGGGAGCUGAAGAUCUGCUCUGGCUUCUAGAAAAACAGCAGCAGCAGCAGGCUCCACUGGAAAGCAGCCCUGCCAGCACGUCUGAUGCUGACGCCCCGCUGCCCGGGGACCCACACCGGAGAGUAAAACAGCAGGUAAUUGAUGGCUUUCCAAACUAA
Rangifer tarandus platyrhynchus (Svalbard reindeer) is the source of this 381-nucleotide messenger RNA. Lineage: Eukaryota; Metazoa; Chordata; Mammalia; Artiodactyla; Cervidae. The record is from the annotation of a GenBank genome assembly.